Messenger RNA from Closterium sp. NIES-65, 987 nucleotides. NCBI's taxonomy places the organism in Eukaryota, Viridiplantae, Streptophyta, Zygnematophyceae, Desmidiales, Closteriaceae. The record is from the annotation of a GenBank genome assembly.
AUGCAUUUGCAAUCCCAGAGCUUCUCCCUCUUGCUCUCCUCCUCAGCCUGUUCCGGGAUGGAUGGCUUGUCUGCUGGAAGCUUAGCCCUGGGGAGCUCUGGGAUUGUUCUGACGGAUGUUUCCAGGGGGUUGGUGCGGUUGGAUGCGGCUGUGCUACUGAGCCAGGCCAUGGACCGGCAUAAGAUCGUCGCGGGAGCUGCUGGGAUGGCUGUGGGCUGCGGGACGGUAUGGGCGACGUAUUUUGGUGAGGAGAACUGGUCAGGAGGAGGGCAGCACGCCUGUUUGACCUCCAACAGUGGGACAAAGGAAACAGCUGCUCGGCUGGCAUCAGGGCUGCCUGGGCCUGUGCUUGCAGAUCUGAUCACUGCAAAGAAAGACGCUCCUCUGGCUAGAAUUCUGCCGAAAUUCGACAUUGUGCUGUCGCCUGCGAAUUCCUCUGGCGGUGCUCCCGUCAUUGGUGGUAUCGCUGGCGUUGGCGGUGCUGCUGGGAUAAAACGGAAAAAAGGUGGCAGGAAAGCAGGCGGAAAUUCCUUCCUGGAUGGAGCAGAGGAGGUGGAUUCAUGGGAUACGGAGCUGCCUGCGUUGAUGACUAUGGCUGAGAUGCAGAAGCACGUGGAGGCUGCUAGCAGAGUGGCAGUGUCGCCUUGCUUCUCAGAGGAGGCAUGCAGUGUGCUGCAUGCUUACUACCUUGUGAUUCGCCAGGCCAAGGUGGACCAGGAUGUUGGGGACGUGUCGCUGCUGACUCUGGAGAGCCUCAUUCGAGUUGCCAUCUCGUGUGCCAAGCUAUGCAUGAGGCAGAGCGUGGUGAAGAACCCAGACGUGCUAGUUGCCAUUCUACUAUCUGAGCAUACCUUCAUGGCAAAGCAUGGUUUUCCCCUCGUGCCUUCGCUUGCAUCCAAGCUGCGACACCAGCCACUGGAUGUGGUGCUGGAGGCCUUUCAGAGCGACCUGGAGCACGUCAUGCCUCACAUGGACACAGAGGAAUGA